Molecule: messenger RNA, 792 nt
Organism: Rotaria sp. Silwood1
Lineage: Eukaryota; Metazoa; Rotifera; Eurotatoria; Philodinida; Philodinidae
Source: the annotation of a GenBank genome assembly
AUGGACAGUGACUCAAACUUGAACCUUGAAAAUAAAACUCGUUUAUGUCGUCUUCAUCUAUGGGCAGAUUACAAUGAGUUUGGUUUCAGUCUCUGUGAAAGAUCACAAUCACCUCAUAUUAUUUAUAUGGUUGAAUCAAAUAGUCCGGCAAUGGCUGGUGGUCUUCGUAUUCGAGAUAUUAUUCUUGCAAUCAAUGGUAAGAAUGUAACAAAUGCACAUGAGAAAUGCAUUAGAAAACUAAUCACAAGAGCUCGAAAUUCCAAAAGUGUUGUCGAAUUACUUGUCUGUCAAGAAGAGAUUUAUGCGAUUACAAGACACAAGUCAAAGUUGCAUGAUCUUUCAAUAGCAACAAGACUGGAAACACCAACAACAAUCCCAGUUGAAUAUGUCGAGUUUGCAAGGAAUCCACUACGUACAUGCAUAAUUGUAUUAAAUGGCGAUCAAAAUUCAUCGUUCGGUAUUGCUACAGCUCAUGGUCAAAACGAUAUUGGUUUAUAUAUUACAUAUGUUGUACCCAAUUCACUGGCAGCAUUAGCCGGAUUACGAAAUUCGGAUCGUAUUAUUAAAAUUGAUGGUAUAAAUGUCGAUAAAGAUAAAAGCAAAUCUAUCAUGAAUCAAAUCGAAUUAGCUAAGAUGAUAAAUGGAGCUAUCGAAUUAUAUGUUGCUGACACUCAUGCAUAUAAAACAUACAAAGAUUCAGCAAAAGAAAAUCAGACAUCAAGUGGGACACUCUCAAGAACAGCUCAAAGAUUUCGUCGACAAUCAUCUACAAGUAAGAUAGUCAAUACUUAA